Molecule: messenger RNA, 1753 nt
Organism: Geodia barretti
Lineage: Eukaryota; Metazoa; Porifera; Demospongiae; Tetractinellida; Geodiidae
Source: the annotation of a GenBank genome assembly
CGAAGAGCGCCCGCCUAUUCUCCAGUGUAGCUUUGAGGAAUGCUUUUAGCCGUGGCUGGUUGAGCUCUUGUCGCCUACGGAGGAGGCGAUGGACUACGACAGCGAGCGGCGGGGAGGUGAAGGAGACGGGCCUUACCGCGAUCGAGGCCGCGGGCCGCCUCCGCGGAGCCACCACGCGGGGAACAAUCAUCAAAAUCGCCGGGACCACAGGCCGCGAGGACGAGGUGGAGGGAAGGACUACUAUGGAGGCAGUGCAGGGGGACUGGACGGUGGAGGGCGUGGUCCGACCAUUCUGUCACGGGGAGGAGACAAGACCGGACCGGCACGGAUGCCCGGGUCCAUUGCCAUCAUGCAGAGAGCCUCCAGUGGCGGGAACAUGGCGGCCACUUCGCCUCUCAAAUCAAACGCAUCUUCAGGCUCCACAUCUCCCUCCCCGAGCUAUGUCCCCGCACCUCACCCUCCUCAGCUCCUUCGCUCACACUAUGACAGAGGAGACGCAAAGGGUCGACCCCAGAGAGGGAGGUCAGACGGGCAAGGCUCCACCCCCAGCAGUUUUGUUCCCCUGCAGCCCACAGGUGGAGGUGGGCGGGGUCUGCGGGACAGAGGGGGCGGGGACAUCCUCCCGUCCCCGGUGUCGGCUGUGGCCAGAGAUCCAUGGAGCCAGACACACGAGAUGCUGCAUGCAGUCAAACUGGUGGACAAGAACAUGCACUGGGAGGACAAGGGACUGGAGUACCUAAUGGAGCAGAGCGAUUUCCUGGUGGUGGGGGCGAUCGGGAGGCAGGGAGUCGGGAAGUCUAGUGUCAUGUCUCUCCUCGCGGGGAGCCGCACCGGCUCCGGGAAGCCGGCCAUGUUCCGUCCGGAGACCAAGGAGGUGUGGGAGAGCGAGAGUUACCAAACCACCGGGCUGGACAUGGCCGUCACUCCCGAGAGAGUCAUACUCCUAGACACACAGCCGGUGCUGAGUGACGCCAUGCUGGCCCAGUUCUCUGACAAUCCCUCUCUCAUCCCCUCCACCCUCUCCCCCGACAUGUACCUGGAGAUACUGAGUCUGCAGGUGGCUAUGUUCCUGUACACAGUGUGUCACGUGGUGGUAGUUGUCGUGGACUCCAUGGAUCACCAGGACCCCAUCUUCAAGUUUCUUAGAACAGUGGAGCAGAUGAAAGUGGCCUGUAUCCCUCACGAUAUGGACAGCAGCCCAGGGGAUGGCAGUUUGUACUUCCCACAGCUAGUGUUUGUAUUCAACCACGCCAGUCCUCAUGACUUCCAGCCACUGAGUCUCAGACAGCAUCACUCUCAGUUGGUUGACCUCUUCACUGGCACCAGGACAAGCAAUGUGUCCCUGGUGCGGAGUGGACUGGUCCAGAAAGGGGUAGGUUUCCCUGUCCACUCCACACACAUGAAGGCCAUCGAUCCCGCCGCCGUCAACUUCCAUUUAUUGCCCACCAACUCCAGCUCCUCGGACAACGGAACGACAUUUUGUGUCACCAGAUAUGAACGCAAGAACAUUGGUCUGAAUCCCCUCCUGUGUCUCCUGCCGUCGUUCACUGGUCACCCCAGCUACCAGCUCCUCUCCGAGACACUCCGAAACCAGCUCUUUGCCAUGCCACGCCCCUCUUUCAGAGCCACACCGCAGCCCCAGUUCACUGAGAAAGAAUGGUAUGAUUUCUCCAGACGGACGUGGGUGGCACUGAAGAAAAGUGACCUGGUCCGCAAGUACGAACAGUACCUCCAGUCCAUUCCCCCCGAGUAA